CCUCAAGUACUAUCGGAUGUUAUCUUUCGUGCGAGUUUACAGACCGAUUUAAUGUUCGUAUUUGUAAUGUUCGCGUUAUGCUCUGCGUAUGUGACGUUGACAUAUAGCUCUCACAGUGCACUCACAGUAAGUUGUACAUAUACAAUAUCAUAACAUUAAUAUCAGUACAUGUUUACCGCAACGAAAAGAGUUAUGAUAAACCGCGUGCUACUUUAAGAAGAAGGAAGUUAACAAAAAAUACACGAAAAUUAACGAUACGGCACUAAAAUGGCUAACGCGAUACCUAUUAUAGACUUCGAACAAUGUGACCUUGAUGUCGAGACAGAAAACUUAAAGCAGGAACAUGUCGCACAAUGUGGCAAAGAGGUUAAAGAGGCUUUCAGUACAGUUGGGUUUUGCUACUUGAAGAAUCACGGAAUAAGUCAAGAAAUGAUUGACAGGUAUAUGCGACUUUCAAAAGAGUUCUUUCAGCGACCUGAAGAUUUUAAAGAGAAGUUCGCCAGAGGAACUGCGCUAAAAAACUUCUUCGGCUGGAUUGCUUUUGAACGUGAAAAGUUGAAUCCAUCGCGCCCUGGCGAUCUAAAAGAAACAUUCAACUAUCAUAUAGCAUUUGAUCCCGACACCUGGCCUUCAAAUGAUUACAGAGAUUCAAGUCGAGAACUGUUUCUUACGUGUAUUCGCUUCACUCGCCGCGUUUUAGAAGUGCUUUCCGUGGGUCUUGGAAUUCCUCGGGAGUUGAUGACCGAUGCCCAUCGUUAUCUAGGAGAGGGCAGCAACCCUUCUUCCCUCCGCAGUUUGUAUUAUCCGCCAAUUUCCGAAGGCGCGGUACUGAAACCUGGGCAAAUAAGACUAGGUGAACACACAGAUUACGGUACCAUAACGCUGUUGUUCCAAGACGACAUCGGUGGACUUGAAGUGGAAAUUCCGGGACAGGGAUUUGUUCCAGCGGUUCCUAUUCCCGGGACUGUUAUUGUAAACAUCGGUGCUCUUAUGCAAAGGUGGACGUCAGAUAAACUAAUUGCGACCAACCACCGAGUGGUCGUACCUGAAGUUGAGUUCAAGAAACGAUCGAGUCGACAAGCUGUGGCAUUCUUCAUUCAUCCAGAUGAUGAAUAUAUUGUCAAGUGUCUUGAUGGCUUCGAUAAGUAUGAACCGAUUUCAAGUAUGGACUAUCUUCGACAACGCUUCGAUGCAACCUAUUAGGAAUUUUAAUUUUUGUAGUUACUAAUUGUAUUUUUAAGUACAUCCACACUUCUAUCGCUUUUUGUCUACAUUGUAGUUCGUGCCUUUAACAAUCGAACUUACCGCAGUGAUGACACAAAAUGAAAGUUAUUAUAAAGAGUGUAUGUUGUGAUAACUAUAUUAUUGCGCUGAUUCAAAUGUUUGUAUUUUUACAAGUCGGUUUCUUGCUUUAGUAAAUGAAUUAUGUAUAUGCUUUUCGGAAUGGUUAAUGUCUGUUUCGACUUCAGUGUUCGUACUUUCUUCAUUUUCACAUGUUAUUGUAUUGUACAGUGUUUCUACAGUUGGUAUUCCCAGUAAAGGUCAUAACUGAAAAACUGUAAUAAGCAUAACAUAAUAAAUAGAAUAAUACAAUGUAAAUUACUGUUUUUUUUUAUGUUUUAUUAGUUUCUAUUUUUAUUUACCAUGUCAGCAUUUAUCGGACAUUCUUAAUUUUUAAC
Molecule: messenger RNA, 1679 nt
Organism: Dreissena polymorpha
Lineage: Eukaryota; Metazoa; Mollusca; Bivalvia; Myida; Dreissenidae
Exons: 1
Coding region: 268-1203 (311 amino acids)
Molecular function (GO): dioxygenase activity
Source: RefSeq, a predicted model, not a curated record